AUGGAGAAUGAUCGCUCAGUUGUUUCAUCAAGUAACAAAACGGAAUUUAUCGUUGGCGAUCCAUCGAAAGCUCAGUACAGACUGGUCCGUAAAAUAGGCAGUGGUUCCUUUGGUGAUAUUUACCUAGGUAUAAACAUAGCCAACGGAGAUGAAGUGGCUGUUAAAUUAGAGCCAUCUAAUGCCCGUCAUCCUCAACUUCUCUACGAAAGUAAAUUAUACAAAAUUUUACAAGGAGCCAUAGGCAUUCCCCAUGUACGUUGGUACGGUCAAGCGAGAGAGUAUAAUGCCCUUGUUAUGGAUCUGCUGGGGCCAAGUCUUGAAGAUCUGUUCAAUUUUUGUACUAGAAGAUUUACUAUGAAGACCGUGCUAAUGUUGGCCGAUCAAAUGAUAAGCAGAAUUGAAUAUGUGCAUACAAAAAACUUUAUUCACAGGGACAUCAAGCCUGACAACUUCAUCAUGGGUAAUGGUCGUCAUUGCAACAAAUUAUUCAUAAUAGAUUUUGGUCUGGCAAAAAAAUACAGAGACAGCACAACUCGAACCCACAUUCCAUACAGAGAGGACAAAAAUCUGACCGGAACAGCUCGAUAUGCCAGCAUCAAUGCUCACCUGGGCAUUGAACAGAGUCGAAGAGAUGACAUGGAGUCUCUGGGUUAUGUUUUAAUGUAUUUCAACAGAAGCAGUUUACCCUGGCAAAACUUAAAAGCAACAACUAAAAAGCAAAAGUAUGAAAAAAUUAGUGAAAAAAAGAUGUCCACACCUGUUGAAGUUCUUUGCAAAAGUUUUCCAGCUGAAUUCUGCAUGUACUUAAAUUAUUGUCGUGGCCUGAGAUUUGAUGAGGCCCCAGACUACAUGUACAUGAGGCAACUCUUUCGAAUUUUAUUCCGUACCCUAAAUUUCAGCUAUGAUUAUGUCUUUGACUGGACUAUGCUGAAACAAAGAUCAGCCAUCUCUGCUGUACCACCACAACAACAAAAUAACCUUCUGAAUAAUCGCUGA
Molecule: messenger RNA, 996 nt
Organism: Helobdella robusta
Lineage: Eukaryota; Metazoa; Annelida; Clitellata; Rhynchobdellida; Glossiphoniidae
Exons: 1
Coding region: 1-996 (331 amino acids)
Biological process (GO): negative regulation of canonical Wnt signaling pathway; signal transduction; peptidyl-serine phosphorylation
Cellular component (GO): cytoplasm; nucleus
Molecular function (GO): protein serine/threonine kinase activity; ATP binding
Source: RefSeq, a predicted model, not a curated record